UUCAUUCAGGAGGCUAAGAAUAAUCUCCAUAGCGCUUAUGAAGAGUUAUUCCUUCGAGUUUGCACAUCAAGAACGCUUCCGCUCUUGAGAAACGGCCAGUGGAGUUGGGCAAUGGUUGCAUCGUACCUGAAAAAGGUUACUGCCCUUGAGGAUAUGAUUGCUGGCGGACUUUACAUAGUAUGUGGCCAGGUGCCGCGGAUUCGGGAGCUGCUCACAUUGGAAGUGGGGAACGGCCCUUCCACGACGCGAGGCAUCUUCUUGUGGAACGGGUCAGUGAUCUACCUCCUUCGACAUCAUAAAGCCAAAAGAUCUACAAACCGAGAGUUCUAUGUAGCUCGCUUCUUACCAGCGCGGCUGGGAAUGGUCAUGGUUCGGUACCUGGCCUGUAUACGCCGGCUUGCACAGCUCUUACGGCGAGAACAGCAUGGGAACCAUCGUCAAGACCAACUCGGCUAUGAUAAGCAUGUCUUGCUCUCCUCAAACGGCAAGACAUGGGCAUCAUCUCAUAUCACUACAGUCUUAAGAGCAGCAACGGCCUGUGUAUGGAAAAUGGAGCUAAAUGUUCAACAGUACCGGCAAGUUACUGUAGGCAUCACAGAGAAACACGUUCGCGAGGUC
Molecule: messenger RNA, 618 nt
Organism: Ilyonectria robusta
Lineage: Eukaryota; Fungi; Ascomycota; Sordariomycetes; Hypocreales; Nectriaceae
Exons: 1
Source: RefSeq, a predicted model, not a curated record